CACUUCCCCUCUGAGUCUCCACUCAAACCAAACUUUGUUCCAUUCUGUCCAAUGCCCUCAACUUCUCCUCUGCUUCCUCUGUCCUUUGCUUCCACUCAUCUCCUUUCAUCUCUUUCCCUCUCCCUUUCCUGUAACUCACAUUCUCUCUUCCCAGAUCCCUUUCAGGUACAGCUGGCAGGAGGCUGCGAUUCUCACUUUGGAGAAGCAUCAACAGGCUUCAUGCAGAUUGCGUAUCAAGGACCAGAUCUUGUGAGUUUCCAGAACACGUCAUGGUGGCCAUCUCCAAAGGGAGGAAGGAGAGCUCAGCAGGUCUCCAAACUAUUCAAUCAGUACCAUGUGGUCAACUUACGAAUACAAGCAAAUAUUAAUGACAUGUGCCCCCAUUUCCUCUUGGGUCUUCUUGAGGCAGGGAAGGCAGACCUUCAGCGACAAGUAAGGCCAGAGGCCUGGCUGUCCACUGGCCCAAGUCCGGCACCUGGCCGUCUGCUCCUCAUGUGCCACGUCUCUGGCUUCUACCCAAAGCCAGUGUGGGUGACGUGGAUGCGGGGUGACCAGGACCACCAGGGCACCCGACGAGGCGACGUCUUGCCCCAUGCUGACGGGACAUGGUAUCUUCAGACGUCCUUGGAUGUGGAAGCCAGAGAGGCAGCUGGCCUGUCUUGCCGAGUGAGACACAGCAGUCUAGGAGGCCAGGACGUGGUCCUCUACUGGGGGACUGCAGAUCAUAAAGGACAUAAAAUUAAUAACACAAGAAAUGGAGAGCUGAAGGUGAGGAUCCUACAGAUGUGGGAGGAAGCAGAGUGUUUGGUGAAGUGUCCAUCUCUGAGCAGGGAUGGGAAACGAGAAGGAGGAAGGGUGGUUGGUGAGGCAGAGGGUGACAGGAGCAAAAAGGACCAGGAAGGUGCAGUUGAACCCAAGAUGGAUGGGAAUUGACACCGUCUGCACCAAACCCACAGAGCAGCACCGCCCGGUGGGCUUGGUCUUCCUGGCGGUGAUCGUGCCCCUGGUGCUUCUGGCAGGUCUUGUGUUCUGGCUCUGGAAGUGUCGGUAAGUCUGGAACCACCUUCCUGCUCUUUCCCAUGCGUCUCCUUACCUUCCUCUCUGUCCUCAGCCCUCUACCUCCCCGUGCCCCUCUCCCUGCUGUCCUCACCUACACCCACUGCAGAGCAAUUUCCAAUUUGAUCUUCCCAGGAAAACACACUGGAGACAUCGGUUCACUGGCCUCCCUUUAGAGCAAGAUCCCGGCAGCCCAGGAGUCAGGACAUACUUAAACCCAGCUCAGUGGUGAUGGAUUUGCAAGUCUCUGUGCGCAACUUUUGUCUUUUCUCUCUGCUCGAUGAUGGGUUGUCAAGAUGAGUUAAGUGUAAUUUAGCAGGAUUUCUUGUUCUGAUGUGAUGCUGGGGCUUAAAUCUCUAAUUUAUCUCAGAGUAAAAUGAAGUCCGAGUACCUCCAUGGGUCACAGGCAUCUGUGUCACUUCCUCCAGGGAGCCUUCCCUGAUCCACAAGAGGAAGCGGUCUCUGCCUGGUGUGAAUUUCCGCCACUUUAACCUGCACUGUGGAUAAUCUGCGCCUCACUUCCCAUCCUUUUUGCCCCACAUUUACAUCCUUUUUCCCUUCCAAUUCCUAGGUCUCUUGAGUGCAAAGCCCGUGUCUUUUUAAUAUUUGCAUCCUUGACAAGGAGUCUCACCUGCAUGGAAUAUGUCCUCAAUAAAAGUCUGUGUUGAAUUGAUGCCAA
Messenger RNA from Leopardus geoffroyi (Geoffroy's cat), 1735 nucleotides. RefSeq names its product T-cell surface glycoprotein CD1a-like. The coding region runs from base 52 to 933 and encodes 293 amino acids. Gene Ontology annotation, molecular function: lipopeptide binding; endogenous lipid antigen binding; exogenous lipid antigen binding. Lineage: Eukaryota; Metazoa; Chordata; Mammalia; Carnivora; Felidae. The record is from RefSeq and is a predicted model, not a curated record. Gene Ontology annotation, cellular component: external side of plasma membrane. The transcript is spliced from 3 exons. Gene Ontology annotation, biological process: positive regulation of T cell mediated cytotoxicity; immune response; antigen processing and presentation, endogenous lipid antigen via MHC class Ib.